This is a messenger RNA of Cyprinus carpio (common carp), 1029 nucleotides long. Its product is annotated as neudesin-like. NCBI's taxonomy places the organism in Eukaryota, Metazoa, Chordata, Actinopteri, Cypriniformes, Cyprinidae. The transcript is spliced from 5 exons. The coding region runs from base 408 to 968 and encodes 186 amino acids. The record is from RefSeq and is a predicted model, not a curated record. Gene Ontology annotation, cellular component: endomembrane system; membrane.
UGGAUAAUACCUAUGAAACCGUGGGAAUUCACUCUUUUAAAGUCCCGAGGAACGAGCUCAAGGAGAAGUUUCAGUAGUGCGCGUCACUUCCGGUCCAUCUCACGUGAAAGGAGAAACAGAAACUCGCGGCUGGAAGUUUAGAAAAUUCCGAAGCAGAAGUUAGUGUUACAAUCUACAUCUCGGACCCAAACAACGAUACAUUAAAAUAUUAAGCCGUUAUGUCCCCAAGCACCAAUUACAGAUUCUGUUUUGAAACAAAUGGAGCGUUUACACCUCUGAUUGUGAAAGCUGAUCCGAGAUCAGCAUCAAAAAGUCUGAAUGGAAACCAGACACUCCUGUGACAACAAGGAAACUGCCGCCGCAGACUCUGUUCUUACAACAUAUAAACCUCAACGCGACACUCCACGAUGUUUUAUGCACGUAUUGUUGUAUUAUACAGCUUACUAAGUAUUUGCUCCACAAAUGAAAGUAAAAUAAAACACGCAUCAAAACCGGUGCGUCUGUUUACAGAGGAGGAGUUGCAAAGAUACGAUGGGAGCGAGAAAGGACAACCAAUUUACAUGGCCAUUAAAGGUGUUGUGUUUGACGUCACAACUGGAAAAGGGCUGGAAGAAAGUUCCAGGAGUUAUGAGUUUUAUGGAAAGGGAGCACCCUAUAAUGCCCUUGUUGGCAAAGACUCAACCAGAGCUGUGGCCAAAAUGUCCCUUGACCCAGCAGAUCUCACAUAUGACACUAUGGGCCUCAUGAGAGUCAACUACAGUCUCUUGAGCAGAUAUUCAGCGGCACAUACAAAGCAAAAUACCCCAUCGUGGGAUACACCAGCAGACGUGUUCUCAAUGAGGAUGGAAGCCCCAAUACAGAAUUCAAACCUGAAGACCAACCGAGUUUCACCCUUAAAGAUGAGUUUUGAUGUAUAUACUAAUUGUCUUAUAAUAAAGCUAUCUAAAAGUCCAAAGUCAAAAGUCUGAAUCAUAGUCGUUUGUGACCUUUGUCUUUACUCUUAAGUGGGCAUGUGUAAAUUUGAGGUUG